AUGAAGUCUAAAAAUAAAGUGUAUCCAGUCAUAUUUUUACUGAUCUGCUAUGUCAAAGGACAAGAAGUAAGUGUUCAGGACAACCCGUAUACCAAUUACAAUAGCAGUGGAGUUUCCUCAUCAACCACUAGCAGAUAUGGAGAAGUAAAUCCUUAUAGCCAACCAUCAGACAAUGCUUACAAUCAAAAUGACAUUCAAGGUAAUCAAAAUGAUCCGUACGGUCAAAGAGAUCAGUAUGGAAAUCGAAUAGGUCAAACUGAUAUUUACAAUCGAGGAAAAAACGAAUUUGACUAUAAUAACCAAAAUCAAUAUCCAGGAGGAACAAAUCAGUAUCCUGGUGGGUCAAAUCAACAUCCAGGAGGAGCUUGGAGGAAUAAUAUUUUUGAAAGUGGAAGAAGACCUUUUGAUGCUCAUACAACAUUAAUUAAGGAAGCAACUUAUUUCAUUGUUGCAUCUAAAAUGGUAAGACCUGGCCAACUCUACAGGGUAUCUGCAAUGGUGAUUAAAGAGACACAACCAUUAACAGUAAGGGCUUCAAUUCAAAGAAAUGGAGUUGAAAUGUCUUCUGAUCACAAGAAAGUUAAGGAGGGUAUUCCAGAAACACUUCUGAUGAGGGUUCCAAGUACUAGUGCUCCAGGGGAAUAUAAAUUACGAGUAGAAGGACUGUAUGAAGAUGUAUUAGGAGGUGCUCAAUUUGUAAAUGAAACUGUUUUAACGUUUUCUCAAAGAUCUAUGACAAUAUUUAUACAAUUGGAUAAGCCUGUUUACAUGCAAGGAGAAACAGUGCAUUUUCGAACCAUACCAAUAAAUACAGAAUUAAAAGCGUUUGAUGAUGCUCUGGAUGUUUAUAUGUUAGACCCAAGUGGGUUCAUAAUGAAAAGGUGGCUGUCAAGACAGUCCAAUUUAGGUACCGUUAGUCUUGAUUAUCAAUUAUCUGACCAACCUGUGUUUGGGGAAUGGAAAAUAAGGGUUAUUGCUCAAGGGCAAGUUGAAGAAUCAACAUUUUUAGUUGAAGAGUACUAUCAAACACGAUUUGAAGUUAACGUCACUAUGCCUGGCUUUUUCUUGAAUACAGAACCAUACAUUUAUGGUACAGUUAUGGCAAAUUACACAAGUGGUGCUCCUGUUCAUGGUAACUUAACAUUAAAAGCAAUAGUUCGACCUAUUCGCCCAAUAGAUCCUAAACACUACCUUAAAAAAUCUAGAAAAAGACCAAUGGACCACCAGAAUCCAUAUUAUGAUACUAAUAGACCAUAUGAUAUAAACAAUCAACCCUAUGAACCAACCUAUGACAACUUUGGACAGGAAGAUAGUAACUAUAACAGGCCAAUAUUGGAAAAAUAUUUCAAUUUUGAUGAAGUUUUACCAUUUUGGAUGCCAACACCGGUGAAUUAUUACGAACCCAUUCCUAGUAUGAAAUAUUUUAACGGAGUGUACGAAUUUAAGUAUCCAAUUCAGGAAUUGUUGCAUUACGCUCCUGCCUUGGAAGGAGUGGAAAUCGUGAUUACAGCUACGGUUGGUGACAAAUUUCUAGAUGAAAUAGUUGAGGGUUAUUCCACAGGCAGAAUUUUUAAUUCUAGCAUCAAAUUGUCAUUUUUGGGUGGGUCUCCACAAGUUUUUAAACCUGGAAUGCCAAUAACAACAUACAUUGUUGCUUCUUAUCAUGAUGGUUCUCCUUUACCAGACUCGAUUCUUGCUAAUAGUGUUGUUGAAGUAAUCACAACUGUAGAUAUGAGAGGAACAUCGGGUAGAAGAGAUGUUCCUCCUCACAAUUUAUUCCAAACAGAAGAUAAUCCAGGAGUAUGGGAAUAUAAAGUCGAUUUAAAAAGAGAUUUGGGAGUAAGUGGACCAAAAGCGUAUGAAGAACUGAGCCAGAUGAGUGCUAUUAGAAUUCAAGCUACAUUUAAAGAUGGUUAUACUGGACAACGAGCUGUGACUGAACUUUUGAUGCUAGCUCAUUACAGUGCAACUGAUCAACAUAUAAAAGUUAUUACUAGCACAGUGGAUCCCAAAGUUGGUGAAUAUAUGAUUUUCCACAUUAGAAGUAACUACUACAUUGAAAAAUUCAGUUAUCUCAUAAUUUCUAAAGGAAUAAUUUUACUAACUGGAGAUCAAGAUAUGGGCGAUUACGUUAGUACCAUGGCAAUAGCGUUAAGUGCGGAAAUGGCUCCAGUAGCAACUAUUGUUGCUUGGCAUGUAGGUCACAAUGGUGAUUUGACAGUUGACAGUUUGACUUUCCCUGUUAAUGGGAUAAGUCGAAAUAAAUUUCAAGUUUUCAUUAAUAAUAAAAAAGCACGAACAGGUCAUAAAGUCGAGGUUGCCAUUUACGGAGAACCUGGUUCUUAUGUUGGUCUAUCAGGAAUCGAUCGUUCAUUUUACACAAUGCAAGCUGGCAAUGAACUGACUUAUGCCAAAGUUAUUUCGAAAAUGUCAACAUUUGAUGAACAGACCAAUGGCACCCACAGACAUCUUUGGUUCUCUCAUGAAGGUUAUCCCGAUGAAAUUGUUCACUUUCCAAGUAAUACUUUCGGAAUUGAUGCUAAUAGAACAUUUGAAUAUGCUGGUCUCGUUGUAUUCAGUGAUUUUUCUUUACCCCAAAGACCCAUUUUUUGUAAUGCUACACAAGGAUUUGGAGAAUGUCUUGAUGGACGUUGCUAUCCAAUACGUGGAAGGUGUAAUCACUAUAUAGAUUGUGAAGAUGGUUCAGAUGAAGCUGGAUGUCACUACGAAAAUAGUACAGAUUUGGCCCUUUUCCGAAAAUAUCGAUUUAAUAGAAUUCAACGUCAAUACGAAAAUGUCUGGGUUUGGAAAGAUGUAAAUAUUGGACCUCAUGGUAGGUACAUUUUUAAUAUACCAGUUCCAGCUAGACCAGCUCAUUGGAUGGUAUCCGCAUUUUCUAUGAGUCCUUCAAUGGGCUUCGGAAUGUUGCAUAAAGCUAUUGAGUAUGUUGGUGUUCUACCGUUCUUCAUAAAUGUAGAGAUGCCCAAUAAAUGCAUGCAGGGUGAACAAGUUGGUAUCCGUGUAACUGUCUUUAACUAUAUGACAGAAGAUAUGGAGUCGACUGUUGUAUUGACAGGUUCUCAAGAUUACAAAUUUGUUCACGUAGAAGAAAAUGGUAUAGUCCGAGCUUAUAAUCCACGCACAUCAUUUGGCGAACACCAGUUCUUUAUAUUUAUAAAGGCCCAAGACGCUGUUGUCGUAUAUAUACCAAUUGUGCCGCAAAGAUUGGGUGACAUUGACGUGACAAUUUACGCAAAUGCCCUUAUUGGAAAAGACCAGAUAACGAAGAGGCUGACUGUAGAGUCUGAUGGUCUUCCACAAUACAGACAUCAAUCUAUGCUUAUUGAUUUGAGUAACAGGGCAUAUGCAUUCCAAUACAUGCAUGUUAAUAUAACAGAAACUCCUAUUAUUCCUUAUGAAUAUGAUCGUUACUAUGUUUAUGGUUCAAACAAAGCAAGAAUAUCACUUGUGGGUGAUGUAGUUGGAGCCGUUUUUCCGACGAUGCCCAUAAAUGCCACUUCAUUACUGAGUUUACCAAUGGACUGUGGAGAGCAAAACAUAUUUUCAUUUGCUGUAAACAUGUACACCAUCCUCUACAUGAGAUAUACUCAAAUUAGAAAUAAGACCAUUUCCCGAGAAGCUUUCCAUCACAUGAAUAUUGGAUAUCAAAGACAGCUUUCUUUUAUGAAACCAGAUGGUUCAUUUAGUACAUUCAGAAGUGAUUGGAAUCAGUCUGUCUCUUCAGUAUGGCUGACUGCAUAUGUUGCGAGAGUAUUUCAAGAAGCCAGUUUUUAUGAGUGGGAAAAUUACAUAUAUAUCGAUCCUGCCGUUAUAUCCAGAUCAGUAGAGUGGGUUCUAAAACAUCAAAGUGAGGAUGGUGCUUUUUGGGAGGAAGAUUGGCUACCAGACAGAAAAUACAAUUCGACUCUCAAUAUUGACAAUGACCCUAUUAGAUAUAGAAAUAUUACACUUACUGCUCAUGUACUUAUUAUGUUGGAAUCCGUUAAAGAUUUGACAAGUGGACUUAGUUCCAAAGUAGCCAUAGCAUCGAAACAAGCGAUUCACUGGUUAGAAAGAAAUAUGGAGUUACUGAAAGAUAAAGGUUCCGCUUUUGAAGUGGCAAUAGUUGCAUAUGCUCUGAUGAAGAGUAAAGCCUCAAAUGCUGAGACUGCUUUCUUGGAAUUAUCCCGUCGACAGCGCCUGGAGGGCGGCUUAUUGUAUUGGGGUCGACAGGGAAUACCUCAACCACCCUAUAAGAUAGAAAAUCAAAAACCUUUCUUAUUGCCGAGGUUGCCUUAUGAAUAUGAUUCUGAGAACAUUGAAGCAACAGCGUAUGGUUUGAUGGUGUACGUUGCAAGACAAGAAAUAUUUGUAGAUAACAUAGUAAGAUGGUUGAACACUCAAAGAUUGAUGGAUGGUGGAUGGGCCUCAACUUCAGAUACAGCUAACGCCAUGAAGGCCUUGAUUGAAUAUACUUCAGCACAACGUAUUCGAGACAUAUCGAGUAUAUCAGUUUCGGUAGAAGCAACUGCGCUCCCAGGAAAAACUCAAGUGGUUUACAUUAAUGACAAAAAUUGGGCAAAUCUUCAGUACCUUGACAUUCCUAAUGCUUGGGGUACUGUAAAAGUGCAGGCAAAAGGAACAGGUUAUGCUAUCUUGCAAAUGUCUGUACAGUAUAAUGUCGAUGUUGAGAAGUUCCAAACUAAACCACCUGUACCAGCUUUCGAUCUUUGGACUAAGCAAUAUUUCUAUGGAAGAAAUCAGUCUCACAUUACAUACGUCAGUUGCCAAAGAUGGAAUCAUCUAGUCGAAUCUGAAAGAUCUGGAAUGGCCAUUCUCGAUGUAACCAUCCCCACCGGUUAUAUUAUACAACAACAAGAUUUAGAUGCUUACAUACUAUCUUCGAGAGUUAGAAAUUUGCAAAGAGCUAGAUUCUUUGAAAGAAAAGUUGUAUUUUAUUUUGAUUAUCUUGAUCAAGAGGAAAUUUGCGUCAAUUUCACUGUGGAAAGAUGGCAUCCAGUAGCUAAUAUGUCAAGAUAUUUACCUAUAAGAGUUUAUGAUUAUUAUGCACCAGAACGAUUCAACGAAACGAUUUUCGAUGCCUUAUCGUCCUACGUCCUUGACAUAUGUCAAGUUUGCGGUAGCAGUCAGUGUCCCUACUGCCAAAUUUACAAUGCAGCUACAGGGUUGUAUGUAUCGAUGUACGUCCUACUUCUUACCAUGUUUGUGACAAUAAGUUGGUUUGUAAAGUUGUAA
Molecule: messenger RNA, 5256 nt
Organism: Psylliodes chrysocephalus
Lineage: Eukaryota; Metazoa; Arthropoda; Insecta; Coleoptera; Chrysomelidae
Source: the annotation of a GenBank genome assembly